AUGCGUCGUGUUGUCGUUACGGGUUUAGGUGCCGUGACACCUUUGGGAGUUGGUUUUCGGCGGACCUGGAAGCGCUUGCUGGAUGGCCAUUGUGGUAUUGUGAAUGUGAAUCAUCGAGAUGAGCGCUUUGCGGAACAGCCGUGUCAGAUUGCUGCUGUUGUGCCAGAGGGGAGUCGAGAGGAUGGCGGGUGGACGGCUUCUGAAUGGUUGAGUCGUGGUGAUGAGCGCAGAAUGGCCAUGUUUGCCCAGUAUGCUAUGGCUGCCACGGAAGAGGCUCUUCAAGAUGCGGGCUGGAAGCCGACUGAGUUCGAGCAGAGAGAAGCAACAGGAGUCUGUCUUGGAUCUGGAAUUGGCAAUUUUGAUGAGAUUUACAACACUGUUGUCGCAUAUGAAAAGGGCGGCUAUAAAAAAGUAAACCCGCUCUUUGUGCCAAAGUUGUUGAUCAACCUUGGUGCUGGCCACAUUUCAAUGAAGUAUGGAUUUAUGGGACCAAAUCAUGCUGCGACAACUGCUUGUACUACCGGUGCUCAUUCAAUCGGCGACGCAGCAAGAUUCAUUGCAUGCGGAGAUGCCGAUGUAAUGGUCGCUGGUGGAGCCGAAUCAUGCAUUCAUCCUCUUGCCGUUGGUGGCUUUGCCCGGGCUCGAAGUCUAGCCACUGACUUCAACGAUAAUCCGGAGAAGGCGUCGCGGCCAUUUGAUGCUGAUCGAAAAGGGUUUGUUGUUGGCGAAGGUGCCGGUGUACUCAUCCUAGAGGAACUGGAACAUGCCCGCGCACGAGGCGCACAUAUCUAUGCAGAACUUAGAGGAUAUGGCUGCUCCAGUGAUGCACACCACAUGACAGCACCGAAAGAGAACGGCGAGGGUGCAUUCAUGGCCAUGAAAAAGGCUCUCAAACAGGCUCAAUUACCCCCCUCAGCAGUCGACUACGUUAAUGCCCAUGCGACUUCCACUGUUGUGGGAGAUGCAGCUGAGAAUGCAGCUAUAAAGUCCCUUCUUUUAGGUCCAGAGGGCAAGCAAAAGGCGGAAGAUGUGAAUAUUAGCAGUACAAAGGGCGCAAUUGGUCACCUUCUUGGCGGCGCCGGCGCUGUUGAAGCGGUCUUCACUACUCUUGCAAUUCAGGAUAAUGUUAUGCCGCCUACUAUCAAUUUAGAUCGUCUUGCUGAUGGGUUUGACUGCAACUAUGCCCCGAAUCAUGCACAAUCAAGACAGAUCAAUGUGGCUUUGACAAAUAGCUUUGGUUUUGGGGGGACGAACAGCAGUCUUUGCUUUGCAAGGCAUGAAAAAUAA
Messenger RNA from Penicillium odoratum, 1287 nucleotides. Its product is annotated as putative beta-ketoacyl synthase (Cem1). The record is from RefSeq and is a predicted model, not a curated record. The transcript has 8 exons. Lineage: Eukaryota; Fungi; Ascomycota; Eurotiomycetes; Eurotiales; Aspergillaceae. Gene Ontology annotation, molecular function: 3-oxoacyl-[acyl-carrier-protein] synthase activity. Gene Ontology annotation, biological process: fatty acid biosynthetic process. The coding region runs from base 1 to 1287 and encodes 428 amino acids.